This is a messenger RNA of Anopheles cruzii, 2274 nucleotides long. RefSeq names its product sodium-dependent serotonin transporter. Gene Ontology annotation, molecular function: serotonin binding; serotonin:sodium:chloride symporter activity. The transcript is spliced from 7 exons. NCBI's taxonomy places the organism in Eukaryota, Metazoa, Arthropoda, Insecta, Diptera, Culicidae. Gene Ontology annotation, biological process: sodium ion transmembrane transport; serotonin uptake. The record is from RefSeq and is a predicted model, not a curated record. Gene Ontology annotation, cellular component: neuron projection; membrane. The coding region runs from base 1 to 2274 and encodes 757 amino acids.
AUGGGGAACGAACCGGGGACCGCGAACUCUUCCGGUUCCGGAGGAAGCUCCGGUCGGGUCGGGGCUAGAAAGCGUGACUCGUGGCACGCGGCGACCGGCGGAUCGAACGGAACCGACACGGGCACCACCGGAGCGGGCACCGUCGGGGGCAGCGUCGGCGGGCGCCAGGAGCCACCGCCGCCACCGGACGGACACCCGACGGCGAAGGAAUCGGCCUCGAACGGAAGCUCGUCGGACGGGGGCAAGCGGGCACUACCGUCGCCGCUGCCGAUGGCCACGGCCGAAACGGCCCAGAUCCUGAACAGCAAGGAGCGGAGCCUCGUCGUGACGCUGACCGGUGAGCGGCAGCGCGAAACGUGGAGCCAGAAGGCGGAGUUCCUGCUGGCCGUGAUCGGGUUCGCGGUCGACUUGGGCAACGUUUGGCGCUUCCCGUACAUCUGCUACCAGAACGGUGGCGGAGCGUUUCUCAUCCCGUACUGCAUCAUGCUGCUGUUCGGGGGGCUGCCCCUGUUCUACAUGGAGCUGGCCCUGGGUCAGUUCCACCGGUGCGGCUGUCUCACGAUCUGGAAGCGCAUCUGUCCGGCACUGAAAGGUGUGGGCUACGCCAUCUGUCUGAUUGACAUCUACAUGGGCAUGUACUACAACACCAUCAUCGGCUGGGCAGUCUACUACCUGUUUGCGUCGUUCACCUCCGAGCUGCCGUGGACCAAGUGUGGUAACCCGUGGAACACGGAUGCCUGUUCGCCGGUCACCGGCCGCUUGAACGCCACACUCCGGAACGCGAGCACUACCCUGAUGACGAUGACGACCGCUGCGGCCAGUACCUUUAUGUCGCCGACGGACGUUACGCUGGCCGCCAAUUCGACGACACUCGCGACCACACUCUCCACCAUCGCGGGCCACCAUCUGUACCACCGGGACCGGGAGCACCCGCACCUGCUGACCAGUAGCAGCCUGUCGACGAUGCUAGCGAAUCUCAGCACCAGCACCGUGGCCACGGUCGUCGAAAUGGCCGGUGGUGGACCGGCCGCCGCCGCCAUUCCGGUGUUGGCCAGCCCGGCCCGGGAAUUUUUCGAGCGUCAGGUGCUGGAGCAGUACAAAUCGCACGGGCUGGAGUUUAUGGGGCCGGUCAAACCGUCGCUCGCCCUGUGCGUUUUCGGUGUGUUCGUGCUGGUGUACUUCUCGCUCUGGAAAGGUGUCCGCAGUGCCGGCAAGGUGGUCUGGGUGACGGCCCUCGCCCCGUACGUCGUCCUGCUGAUCCUGCUCGCCCGAGGAGUCACGCUGCCGGGGGCCGCCGAAGGAAUACGCUACUACCUAACGCCCCAGUGGAACAAGCUGAACAACUCUCGUGUAUGGAUCGAUGCCGCGUCGCAGAUCUUCUUCUCGCUCGGGCCCGGUUUCGGGACCCUGUUGGCCCUGUCGAGUUACAACAAGUUCAACAACAACUGCUACCGGGACGCCCUGCUCACCAGCAGCAUCAACUGUCUGACGAGCUUUCUGGCCGGGUUCGUCAUCUUCUCCGUGCUCGGCUACAUGGCGAACGUGCAGAACAAGUCGAUCGAGGAGGUCGGCCUGGAGGGACCUGGUCUGGUGUUUAUCGUCUAUCCGGAGGCAAUCGCCAUGAUGAAGGGCUCGGUGUUUUGGUCGAUCAUCUUCUUCCUGAUGCUCAUCACGCUCGGGCUCGACUCGACGUUCGGCGGCCUGGAAGCGAUGAUUACGGCCCUGUGCGACGAGUACCCGCGUACGAUCGGACGCCGCCGGGAACUGUUUGUGCUGGUCCUGCUCGCACUCAUCUUCAUCUGCGCACUGCCAACAAUGACAUACGGUGGCGUUUAUCUGGUCAACUUCCUCAACGUGUACGGUCCCGGGCUGGCGAUCCUGUUUGUCGUGUUCGUCGAGGCGGCCGGCGUCUUUUGGUUCUACGGGGUCGAGAACUUCUCCGCCGACAUCGAGCAGAUGCUGGGUAAGAAACCGUCGCUCUUCUGGCGUAUCUGCUGGAAGUACAUCAGCCCGACGUUUCUGUUUUGCAUCCUAAUAUUUUCGCUCCUGGGAUACGAGGAAAUGCUCGGCGAGGAGUACGAGUAUCCGGAGUGGAGUGUGGCCGCCGGUUGGGCCCUAACACUGUCCUCGGUGCUCUGCAUCCCGACGUAUGUGAUCUACAAGUUUCUGAAAAGUCCUGGCAACUGCAGGGAGCGAUUGAGACGCACGUUCAAGCCGGAACCCCUGAUACCGACGGCCAUCCCCGGCCAGCUGUACACCGGCACCGCCGUCUGA